GCAGCGUGCAGGGGCCUACUCAGCGAACGCAGACUCAAUGGCACAAGGCUACAGGGAGAUGGGGGACUGCAAGGGGCCCCUGAGCAUCUGCCCACCGGCCCCCAACCCCUUCUGGACAGCCGUGUUUGACUAUGAGGCAACGGCAGAGGAGGAGCUCACCCUGUGCAGGGGAGACCUGGUGGAGGUGCUGUCGAAGGACUCCUCAGUCUCUGGCGACGAGGGCUGGUGGACCGGGAAGCUCCAGGACAAGGUGGGCAUCUUUCCCAGCAGUUACGUGUCCAGUGACCCCAAGUACACACAGGUCCCUCCUCCCUUGGAAAUCCCCUUCCAGGAACUGGAACUGGACGAGAUCAUUGGUGUGGGGGGAUUUGGCAAGGUCUACAAGGGGGUCUGGCGAGGAGAAGAGGUAGCUGUGAAGGCCACCCGCCAGGACCCAGAAGAAGAGCUCACCGUAACAGUGGAGAAUGUGCGCCAGGAGGCCCAGCUUUUUGCCAUGUUGCACCACCCCAACAUCAUUGCACUGAAGGCGGUUUGCCUGAGCCCUCCAAACCUCUGCCUGGUGAUGGAAUAUGCCCGUGGAGGGACGCUCAACCGGGCCUUGGCUGGCAAGAAGGUGCCUCCUCAUAUAUUGGUCAACUGGGCUGUCCAGAUUGCGCAGGGCAUGAACUACCUUCACCAUGAAGCCCUGGUGCCUAUAAUUCAUCGGGAUCUCAAGUCCAUCAACAUUCUCAUCUUGGAACGCAUUGAGAACGAGGACUUGAGUGGGCGGACCCUCAAGAUCACUGACUUCGGCUUGGCACGGGAGUGGCACAAGACCACCAAGAUGAGUGCGGCUGGUACUUAUGCCUGGAUGGCUCCAGAGGUCAUCAAGCACUCCCUCUUUUCCAAGAGCAGCGAUGUUUGGAGCUUUGGGGUGCUGCUCUGGGAACUGCUGACGGGUGAGGUGCCGUACCGUGAGAUUGAUGCCCUUGCUGUGGCCUAUGGUGUGGCCAUGAACAAGUUGAUGCUCCCCAUCCCUUCCACUUGCCCUGAGCCCUUUGCCCGCCUCUUAGAAGAAUGCUGGCGCCCAGACCCCCACGCCCGGCCAGACUCCGGCAGCAUCCUGAGGCAGCUGGUGGCGGUAGAGCGCUCCGCCCUGUUCCAGAUGCCCCUGGAGUCCUUCCAUUCGCUACAGCAGGACUGGAAGGUGGAGAUUGCAGGCAUGUUCCAGGACUUGCACGCCAAGGAGAAGGAGCUGCGAAGCUGGGAGGAGGAACUCCUGCAGGCUGCUCAGGAGCAGAAGACACAGGAGGCAGAGCUGCGCCGACGUGAGCAGGAGCUGGCGGAACGGGAAAUCGACAUUGUGGAACGCGAGCUGAGCCUCCUCAUGCUGCAGAUGGGCCAGGAGAAGCCCCGAAUUAGGAAGCGGAAGGGCCACUUCCGGCGCUCCCACCUCAAGCUGCGAGAUGGGCACCACAUCAGCCUCCCUUUGGGCUUUGAGCACAAGAUCACGGUGCAAGCAUCACCUAGCCUUGACUGGCAGAAAGGGCCGGGAACCCACAGAGCCAGCCCUCCGGGAAGCCCUGGCCUCAUCCCACGCCUGCGGGCCAUCCGCUGCUGAAGUCCCUGGCCGAGGGGAGUAAGCAGUGGUCAUCCAGUGCACCCAACCUGGGCAAGUCCCCCAAGCUUGUGCCCCUGGC
Candoia aspera is the source of this 1679-nucleotide messenger RNA. RefSeq names its product mitogen-activated protein kinase kinase kinase 10 (gene MAP3K10). Gene Ontology annotation, cellular component: cytoplasm. Lineage: Eukaryota; Metazoa; Chordata; Lepidosauria; Squamata; Candoiidae. Gene Ontology annotation, biological process: signal transduction; protein phosphorylation. The coding region runs from base 38 to 1600 and encodes 520 amino acids. The transcript is spliced from 7 exons. The record is from RefSeq and is a predicted model, not a curated record. Gene Ontology annotation, molecular function: protein kinase activity; protein binding; ATP binding.